GUUCUUUCACCACUUCAUAGUAGAUAUAUUCCAGUUUAUUGUUUAUGCUCACAGAGAGCAAAGUCUAAAUUAUAUGUGGUGUAAGAUACAUUGAAAGCAUUCUCUGCACCAUUUUUAGCUUUUCAACUGUAGCUACGCAUUUAUUCUGUUGGCUUGCUUCUGUCUAUUUAUUUGGUGGUCCGGCUUGCACUGUCCUUUCCUUGCCUUGUGAUUGCCUUGUCUGAAUUUGCUAGUUCAAUUACAUCUUUCCAUCCAUACUGUGACUCUGGUGCUUUCUGUGAGACUUUUUUUCAUGAUUUUUUCAUGAUCAUACCCUGCUUUCAUACAUCUAUGGUAACUAGUGCUGAGAUGUGACCCAUUUCAUGUUCUAAUGUACACAUCUGUUGUGGUUUAACCCCAGCCAGCAGCCAAGCCUCAAACAGCCACUCACUUCCCCACCAGUGCGAUUAGGGAGAGACUCAGAAGGGUAAAAGACAGAAAAACUGUGGGUUGAAAUGAAGACAGUUUAAUAGGGAAAGCAAAAAUCACACACAUGAGCAAAGAAAUCCAAGGAAUUAAUUAAUUGCUUCCCAUGGGCAGGCAGGUGUUCAACCAUUUCCAGGAGAGCAGGUCCUCAUCUUAUGCAAUGAUUACUUGGAAAGACAAACACUAUCACUCCAAAUAUUCCCUUAUUCUUCCUUAUUUUCCCCUCUUUACGUACUGAGCACAAUGUCAUCUGAUCUGGAAUAUCCCUUCAGUUGGUUUAGUCACCUGUCCCAGCUGUGUGUCCUCCCAACCUCCCACUCAAAACCAGCACAGCAUCUAUGAUUGUAUUAAUUCAUGGACAGAGGUUUAUGUGAUUGGGAGGAAUGUGCUCCGAGCUCAGAAUGAGUUGUUAGGACCUGGUACAGUUAAUGCAGUAGCCCCAGACAGGACAGCCCUGACUGACUUUGGAGUGGUGGUGGGUGGUUGUGGUUUUUUUGGGUUUUUUUCCUUUUAAAUUUACCUCUGUAUUGCAUCCUAGAAGGUAGAACAGUGCAAGAGCAAUUUUACAUUUUCCCUUUAUCUUGGUGCCUUGAGCUUCUGCUUGAGAGGUAAGCCCAUCAUCCUGCCUUUUGUUCAGACACUAUGGUAGCUCAGUAACUCUACUUCCUUUCAUAGCUGCAGUUAGCUUGAAGGUGAAGCAGGCAGGAUACAGAUAAUAUUUAUGACAUCUGUGCUAAGGAGAGACUUUUUCCUAGAAGUACCAAGGAAGUAUUACAGUGUAGAGCUUUGGAAUACAUGUGAACAAAAUCAGUGGCUAGCAGCUUUCCUUCAGGAUAUUUCCAGGUGUCAGGUUUAGUCAGAGAUGCUAUAGCUCAUGAAUACAGGAACAAUAGCAUUUCCUCUUCUCAUCUUUACACUCAUUAUUCUCAAGAGUAAAGGCAAAGCAAGCCACUUGAUGUGCAUGUUUAUUCGCUUUAAAUUUAGGAUAAUAUGAAUAAGUUCUUAAUGCAUUUGAGACAAACUGAAGAACAGUCACUAAAAGGGAGCUAGAAAAUAGUAGUAGCAGAAACAUUUGCUUCUCCAGCCCACUCUAAGAUUGCUUCCCAUGUUAAAAUUGAAAAAAAAAAGGAGUCUGAUGUCUGCUGGGCAUCAAAGGGCACUGUUAAAAUGUACAGCUUGUGUGACUCCUCUGAGAGAGCACCUGGGACAUUGUGGCAUUGCAGCUGGAGUUAGAGCCUUGCUUGGCUGCCUUUAUCAGGGGUUAUUGUCUCACCCUGGAGAAAGGUAGAAAGGUCACCAAGUCAUUAAGGUGAAGUUUUUGUUUCAAAAAGUUGAUUUUGAAUUGCUGCUCCAGAUCAGGUUAGUUAGAUGUGUAAAUGUUUCUGGUUCAUUUCUGCUGCCAGCCAUUCACUUGGUCUUGCCUAGUUUGAUUAUUUUUAGUUUUUUUGAACAUAGGAGUAGCUGUAGUGGAGGGGAAUUUUGAACGCUGUCUCAUUACUUUUUUCUUUCUUUUUGAUUAAAUACUUUCCCUGAUGGGCUUUAUUUCUGUUGGCAGUUAUUAAAAUCCAUAUUCUCUCUUUCCCUUAUCUCACUGGCUACAUGCAUCAGUGGAGUUCCUCCUUUUCCUGCAUUGUCUAUGGUAACACACCCCAGUGCUGCUUCAUCUCUCCUUGAGAGCUGAUCUUUUGCACUUUCUUUCUCUGUUUAUCUAAUAUCCCCCGAAAGAAGUUAAGGGAACAGGUCCUUAAGAAGGCUUUUUUUUUUCUCUCUUUGAACACAUAGUUUCUAAUAUCCACUUUGUUUGUUUGUUUGCUUUCUGGUGGUUUUUUCAUUCCAAAUAUGCAUAACAUAACUAUUUCUUCUGUGCUAUGGAAUUGGGGUCCUUGGACAAGCAUUGGAUUUGGAAAGAAAUUCAGGCUAUCUACUCUUUUCUGACCUCUCACUCCUAGGGAAGCACACUCAGACUGUAUCAACUAGAUCUGUACUUUCCAGGCAAGGUGUGAAACAACUACAUAAUUUCAAGUGGAGCACAGCAGAAAUGGCAGGUCAAAGGCCUCUUUGAGGUCAGCUGAGAUCAGCUCAGUUGGUCAGAGCAUGGCACUAAUAAAGCCAAGGUUGCAUGUUUUAUCCCCUUAUGGGCCCUUCACUUUAGAGUUGGACUUGAUGGUGCUUGUGGGUCUCUUCCAACUCAGAAUAUUCUGUGAUUCUGUUUUAAGACCCUGCUGAGAAGGUAAAGGAGUUUAUGAAUUCUCCUGAAAUGGUGAAUAAGCAGAGUAUUUGGGAGUUACAAAAAAUAACAUUCAUCUGUCCCUUUAAAACAGAAAAAAGCCUUGGCAGUUAACUCCCCUACAUAUUGCCUCCAGGAACAAACAGGGAAAAAGCUAAAGAGCUGUCUGGACAGGGACACUCACAGUUGGAAAAAACUUGUGUGCCAUAUGUCCCCCUUCCAUCUGUGUAUGCUCUCUUCUGGGUCGUGACAUCUGGUUCUGCUUGAUAUCUGGCUCUGAUUCCUGUAUUUUUAAAGUAAAUGGGACUUAAUUCUCCUUGGAGACUGAAGAGAGUAGACCACAUGCUGACUUUUAAAAGAAAAGCCAAGUUUUUCAUAAAAAUAUGUCUCCUCAUCCUAGAUCUGAAUGGCUUGGUCGGUGUAUGCAUUUAAAUGAGCCAAAGAUGUGCCAGCACCGUCUGCUGUCACUUUUAAAAAGCUGCUAACUUUGGCAUGUUUGAUAUUUUUGGAGAGUUGGGCCAUAAAGUUAGUUGAGUGCCUAAAUUAGAUGAUGAAUUGGCUUAUUAUUAAGGAAAGGAUCAGGUCCAAGAGAGCAGAGAGCUGAUGAUGGGAAAAGAUUGGGUGUUCCAGGGUGAGGGUUGGUGAGCCACAGAAGCUGGCUGUGGGGAUCCUGAAACCCCUGGAGCCCUGAGCCACACCAGCCUUGUGCCGUGCACUGCCUCCCCCUAGUGAUGCCUGAGGCCCUUCCAAUAAAAGCCACGCUGUUUACAUGAGAUCGUAAUGAAGUUCUGCUGCUAAUAAUGCCAAGCCAUAGCCCAAAAAAAAAAAAAAAAAAAAAAAAAGGCAGACCAAGAGGGAGUAAAAAAAGAAGAAAAAGAAGGUACUUCGACAACUGCUGUAGCAGGGAAUUUAAUGGAAAAUGAGGGUUUUGGCCUUUGAGUCUGUGCAACUGUUAAUCCAGAGCCUCAGAGCUGAUUGGGAAAUGGGGAGUGGUAGAGCUCUGUAGAGCUGUGUUUCUUAAUCAGCCUCCAGCAUAUGUCAAUUAGAUCUAAUUGAGCAGCUCUUACCAUUUGUUAUUCCAAGAAGAAGACUGUGAUUGAAGACCACUUCAUCUGGCAUCUGCAUUCCAGAAGAUCUGCUGUGCAUAAUGGCUGGAGGAUCAUUACCAGCCAUGUGCUACCCAGGGAACUGAGAGUCCUGGAAUUUAAUUGAUGUAGUGAUAGAUGAGGAAUUUGUGCCUAAUUCAAUGAUCUAGUCCCCUGAGCUGGGAACAAAUGGAUCCAAUAGUUACAUGGUGAGAAAAUCUUGGAGUCUUGGAUGCUGAAUUGUUUAGUGGAAACCAGACAGCAAAUGGAUAGUAGAACCCUGGAGUCCUUGAGGAAGAGUUGCCUCAAGGCUGCCAUCAGAGAAGAGCAGUCAGUGCAUCAUGAAGAUCAUCUCAAAUGGACCGUCACAGCAUUCUGAGGAGCAGAAAGCACUGGCUGCCUGAAAUGACCAAUCCUCAGUUCCCAAUCCUUGCCUUGGAUAGUGUGCUCAGAUCUCAAGAGACUUUGCAAACUCUUUUUUUCGUAAUGCCUUUCCCUAGAUGAAGCUGACGUGUGAUUAGAGGAUAUUGAGCCCACCACUGAAUGAAGACGGUUACUCCAGAAUUUUUGCCAAAGUCUCUCACAUCAGGAAAUGAGGAAGGCCUUGAUUCUGAUGAAACCUCACAAACUUGAGCAGGGAGUAAUUUGUGAGCUAUUGAAGGUAGGAGUCUAAACUCUUUCACCAAAACAUUGUGAGAUUUCAUUGUUGCAAGUUGGUUGGCUUCUUUUUUAGCUCUCUUGCAAUUUUUUUUAUUUGUCAUAUGGGAAGUGCAACCCCCAGACCACUUCAAAGGAAAUGCUAUACCAAGAACUGAGGAGACCAUGGGUGCGACAUAGUGGGAGGUGUCUCAGAAUGAAGCUGUGUGUCUUGCUGCUACAGAUAUGAACUGCCCAAGCCAGAUAUAAAGGCUCACAGGAAUAUCUGGUAGAAGCUAAGCAGAGAAAUCUCUGCAAAAGACCCAUCCACAGAGCACAAGCCACUUCUCUGUCUUCUGAAUUUUCCAAAUGCUUGUCUACUGUCUGUAGACUGUGGCAGUCUGUGACUGCUGCUUACUCAUACAAGACCAUAGAACCCACUGCUCUGUGAUCUGCAGUGAAGAACUGCAUUCAAGGAUUUUUAAUGAAAUAUGGUGGGGUGUAUAGGUUUGAUCCUCCUAUCUACCUUCCUCUCGGUUUCCAUGACAUCUGAAACAUUUGAUCCUAUGGAAGGUGAGGCUUUAGUGAUAAAAUGUCCCAGAUGGAGUUCGUCUGUGAAAAUCACCUGGUAUCGCAUGGAUACUCACAAAAUAAUUCCUGUGGAAGAGGAGGGAUCACGAGUAUUUUCCAAAGAACGAUUUCUUUGGUUUCUGCCAACUUCUAGAGAAGAUUCUGGAAACUACACUUGUGUAAUACAUUUUUCAAAUAAUCACACGAAGUCGUACAACAUGAGUGUGCAAGUGCAUUCAUACAAGCCAGGAGAAUGUUUCUCAAGUCGGAUUCGUUACCCAAAUGACACUGGAAGAGGAAAAAUUGUUUGUCCUACCAUUGAUAACUAUAAGAAUGCUACUAUUGUCCAGUGGUAUAAGGACUGCAAACCUCUUCAGGGACAGAAAUACUUCAAGAAAGAAAAAUAUAUUUAUAUUAAGAAUCCAGGAAGGGAAGAUGAUGGUUAUUAUACUUGUCAAUUUAUUUAUACCCAUAAAGGAAAUGUGUUUAAUGUAUCAGCAACAAGAAUUUUCAUAAGUGAGGUGAAAUAUUUACCUCUACCACCUCAAAUCAUCUUUCCAAAAAAUAAAGAUGUAGUAGAAGCAGAGCUUGGUGCUGCUUUGUCUCUGAAAUGUCGGGCCCGCCUGGGGAUUAAGAAACAGCCAGUGGCUGCUGUCAGAUGGAAUGUGGAUAACACCCCAGUGAAAAGACUUGUUUUAUCAAGAUUUCGUGAAGAAACUCAUUUUUUUGAUGGAAAUGAGCAAGUAUACUACGAAGAGACCACUUUGAAUAUUACUGAAGUAAAAAAGGAGGAUCUGCAGUCAAAUUUCACAUGUAUAGCAUUGAACACAAUGUACAACACAAGAGUCACGGUGACAUUACAACUCAAAGUGCAAUCUGAGGAGGUUCUUCCUAACAUCCUCCUGAUCACAGGAUCUCUAGUACUGCUAGGUGCAAUAGCAAUCUCAGUUAUCCUUUACCAUUCUUUCCGAGUUGACAUUGUCCUGUUCUGUCGGGAGAUAUUCCAGCCCUACUCAGUCAAGGAUGAUGGGAAGAUAUAUGAUGCGUAUGUUAUCUACCCCAAAAAUCACACCAGUGAAGCUAAUUUUGUGGAAUAUUUUGUUUACCAAAUCAUGCCAGAUAUUCUAGAAAAUAAAUGUGGAUAUAAAUUGUGUAUUUAUGGGAGAGAUAUAUAUCCCGGGGAAGAUACAGCUGGUGCAAUUGAGAAGAGGAUGCAGAAGAGUAGAAGGUUGAUCAUCCUGCUAACACACCAGCUGAUUAAUUCUAAAGAAGAUGCUUAUGAUCAACACAUUGCGUUGUACAAUGCCCUCAUUCAAAAUGACACAAAGGUGAUCCUUCUGGAAAUGGAGACAAUUGGGGAUAAUGGGAAGCUUCAGGAAUCUCUUAGGUUUAUUAUUAAGCAGCAAGGUACCGUCAAAUGGAAAGAGGAGCACACGGUGCACCCACAGUCACCCAACUCUAAGUUCUGGAAACAGGUGAGGUACCAUAUGCCACUCUCAUGCUGGCCCUCACACUCAGCUAACACCAGUGAAUAGUCUCGGAAAGCACUAUCAGGAUGGACUACAAGGCCACAGCUGUUUUUCCUUUCAGAAGGUACAUGACUGCAGUCAGGAAGUCUGGCUGUGUUUUUUGAACUUUUUUCUGUCCUUCAGUUGAGUAACAAUUGGCUAAUUGAUCGAAGAGGUCUAGGAACUUGAGGGAACAUUUUAUAGGUAUGAGAGUUUUGCAAAGAAAUAAUUCUAGAUUGUGUGGAGAAUUUUGCACGUCAGAAAACCAAAUGUACCUAUAGUCUUUCUAUACAUACUUGUACAUAUAAUAAAAAGUUAUGAUUGUGAAUAACUGAAUGCUUUGCACGUUUACUUCAUCUUUCUAAUGCAGCUGCUAAAAUACAAAUGCCUACUGUAUUGCUUGAUUACAAAGUAUAAUGUGUAUUUUGCAACUAAAAAGAAUAAUGUUAUGGUUUUGGUUUUUUUUUCCUGACAUGUAUUCCUUUUUGAUUCAAUAGUUAUACUCAAAAGACAUUUUAUUUUUCCUUAGUUAUGGAAGCCUCACUAAAGGGUCUUUUGAGACUGAUGUGAAUACAGCAGUAAAAAAAUAAAGCCAUGUUAGGGAAAUAAAUGCACUGACAUAUCCAUAUACCUAUAUGUUUAUAUCUAUAUCUAUAAAUAUAAUAUGCAAUGUUACAGGAAAUAAAUGCACUGAUAUAUACAUAUACAUAUAUAUAUCACAUGCAUUGUUAAGGGAAAUAAAUGCACUGAUACAUAUAAAGGUAUUUUAUGUGCACUUUAAAAUAUUUUACAUUCUAUUAAAUGAAUCUCACACAGAGGGGAAAUUUUAAAUCUUUCAGGUACAAUAAUCAUGCUGUUACUGUAAUUAUUAUCUCCAGAUAGAAAUACCAUAUUAAAAUCUAGGAUUUUGUUGAUACACUGACAGCAUUCCUUUAAGCUGCUGAAAAAAUAGACUGCUUUUUUAUAACAGGAAUUAUCCACCCUUUUCCAUGCUUUGGCCUCAUAUACUUUCUGAUAGGAAAUAAUCUUAGAUGCAAAAGUCAGAGACAAAUCUCCUUCUAGUUCAGGUGAGCAGGAACAAGAUGUAUUCUAGUACAGGUAUCCCUGCAAACUUUAAUAUUUUUAGAGUUUCAAAUCCAGGAAAUUCUUACUAUCAGAGAAGGCUUAGUUUUCAGCUUUAGACUUGCUACAGAAUGGGCUUAAAAAGUGAAAAUUAGAUGCAGAACCCUUAUUGUUACCAAGUCCAGGAUGACAAACAGGCAAGUUCAUUCCUUUUACUGUAAGUUUUUAUUGAAUAUGGUUCUUCAGACUUAUAGAUAGCUAUUUGGAGUAGAAAAAAAAUGUGCAUAAGUGUUCAUUCACUCAUUGCUCACUUCACCACAACUAUCAAGUAUCAAAUGUUGCAUUUUAUUAUUACCUCAUUAGAUUGUGUGCAGUGCUACAGUACCAUUUCUUCCCACAGAGGGCAUGCUAAGGCAUCUAAGGCAUAUGUAAAAGCAGGAAAGCCUGUUGCUAUAAAUGAUGAAUAUUUUUUACAUAAGCCACUGAGCAAGACAGAAUAUUCACUUCCAAGAUUUUGACAUGAUAAGUUUCUAGUACAGUUUGAGUCCUGGGCUUGUAAUGAAUAAGAAAGGAUCAUAAGUGAGUAUCUCAGAAAUGAAAAAUCUAGGAUGACUUUUCAAGCUGGAAAGAGAUGAGGAGAAGGUACAAUGAGGAAGAGCACAGGAUGGGCAAUGAUGCAAAUUACUCUGAAAUAUACUGAUGUGUCACUGACUUCUUAGCCAGGUGUGUAGUUAUGGUGGUGAAAAACAAACCUACUGCAUGGCUCUUGUGAUGAUGUUAUUUUUUUUCAAGUUUCAUGGUCAGCCCAGGAAAAAAAAAAAAAAAAAAAAAAAAAAAAGGAAAAUAAA
Prinia subflava (tawny-flanked prinia) is the source of this 8401-nucleotide messenger RNA. It is a transcript of the gene IL33R, whose product is annotated as interleukin 1 receptor like 1. The record is from RefSeq and is a predicted model, not a curated record. Gene Ontology annotation, molecular function: interleukin-1 receptor activity; interleukin-33 binding. The transcript is spliced from 14 exons. Gene Ontology annotation, biological process: signal transduction. NCBI's taxonomy places the organism in Eukaryota, Metazoa, Chordata, Aves, Passeriformes, Cisticolidae. The coding region runs from base 4905 to 6518 and encodes 537 amino acids.